Messenger RNA from Amphimedon queenslandica, 1185 nucleotides. RefSeq names its product serine/threonine-protein kinase Nek7-like. Gene Ontology annotation, molecular function: protein serine/threonine kinase activity; ATP binding. The transcript is spliced from 9 exons. Lineage: Eukaryota; Metazoa; Porifera; Demospongiae; Haplosclerida; Niphatidae. Bases 85 to 1059 code for a protein of 324 amino acids. Gene Ontology annotation, biological process: peptidyl-serine phosphorylation. The record is from RefSeq and is a predicted model, not a curated record.
UCCAAUAUAAUUAUUGGGUGGAGCUCCUAGUAAACAAAGUCCCUCAAUCUUCACCUUCUCUCUCUCUCUCUCUCCUCUGCUGUAAUGGCUGAAGGACAACCACCACCGCUACAGAUUUCCGACCCAUCUCCCGGGGGUGUGGUGACAUCCUUUCAACCAGUAGCUGUUCGUGAGUAUUAUAAUUCGCUCGUUUAUUUUGACAUUGAGAAGAAGAUUGGUCAGGGACAGUUCAGUGUUGUGUUCAAGGCCUGCAGUAAGACUGACUCAGAAAGGGUAGCCCUCAAGAAAAUACAAAUAUUUGAGAUGGUCGAUGCUAAGGCUAGACAGGAUUGUUUGAAGGAGAUUGAGUUGCUUCAAUCUCUUGAUCACCCGAACAUUAUAAAGUAUUUGGCCUCCUUUGUAGAGAAUAACGAGUUAUAUAUAGUUCUUGAAUUGGCGGAAGCUGGUGAUUUAUCUCGAAUGAUAAAACAUUUCAAGAAGAGAAAGCAACUGAUUCCAGAGAAGACCAUCUGGCGUUAUUUUGUUCAAGUUUGUUCUGCACUGGAUCACAUGCAUACCAGAAGAGUCAUGCACAGAGACAUAAAACCAGCCAACGUCUUUGUCACUAGCACUGCAGUCGUAAAACUCGGGGACUUGGGUCUCGGAAGGUUUUUCAGUUCAAAAACAACAGCUGCCCACUCAUUAGUUGGAACGCCGUAUUACAUGUCGCCGGAGAGAAUACAUGAAACUGGAUAUAAUUUCAAGUCUGAUAUAUGGUCACUUGGGUGCCUCCUUUAUGAACUGGCAGCACUUCAGUCGCCAUUCUACGGCGAUAAGAUGAACUUAUACUCGCUCUGUAAGAAGAUAGAGAAGUGUGACUAUCCACCACUACCUUCUGACAUUUAUUCACAAAAAUUAAGAGAUUUAGUUGAUAGUUGUAUUAACCCUAAUCCAGAGAUCAGGCCUGACAUUCAGCGUGUGUACUCAGUCUCACAGCAGAUGAGAAGUAUUACAGCUGGUCCCCCUCCAGCUGUUGCUACUGGUCCAGGAGCUGGAGUGGAACCCAAUCCGGUCUCAUGAACACUCUCUCAAUCUUUAUUUUUAUAUAUAAAUAUACUUUUUUGUAGAAUGAGCUCCAUUUUAUGAUUUUUUUGCUCUUUUAUUUUUAAUGCAUCACUUAACUAUUAUUCAUAGUCAAUUAAUUAA